UAAUCCUUCUAAUAAAAAAGUUAAUGGUAGUUCAACUAACAUUUUUUUUACUAGCAACGCAAUUUUUUAUAUUUUCUAAUGAAAUAUUUUUUUUCAUAUGUAUUUACUAUUUUUUUUUAAGUAACUAUGUGUUUAACUGGUUUAUUUAGUCAAGUCAUGAAAAUACAGUGAUAAUUCGAAUAAAAUUGCAUGUUUAAAAUUCUACGUAAAAAAUAUUGUGUAUGAAAUAAAAUUAUUUAGAUUAUUACUGAAAAUUUACAGACUAAAAUGGCUAAUGGACAGGAACCUAUGCAAGUAUGUUCAUUACCACUUCCUCCUGUUCAAUAUUUUCAAAAUUAUUCUGAUGAAAAUGUUAGACGAGGUCGAGCCCCAAAACCUCCACCAAUUAUACAAGAAACAUACACAAUGUUCGGUAACCCUUACAAUGCCGAAGACAGUAUUAUUCGACCAUUAGAAAGUCAAGGUUUUAAACGUCUAUACCCUCAACAUUUUGAUAGGAGACGAGAAUUACGAAAAUUAAACCAUUCAUUACUAGUAAACUUUUUAGAUUUACUAGAUCUAUUAAUUCAGUGUCCUGAUUCACCAAGACGAGCAGAAAAAGUUGAGGAUAUCAGCUUAUUAUUUAUUCACAUACACCAUUUAUUAAAUGAAUUUCGUCCACACCAAGCACGAGAAACCGUCCGUGUAAUGUUGGAUUUACAAAGAAGACAAAGAAAUGAAACAACUAUUCGUCUCCAAAAACAUAUAGAUAAAGUAAGUGACAUUUUACAACAAACGCUAGAAAAUUUGCCAGACACCGAAUUAGAUUCAAAAUUAUUGAUAGGUUCAGCUAAAAUUGAAAAAAUGGAUGUAACCAAUAAUGAUGAAAUUAAAACUGACAAAUGUAUACCAAAAGAUAAACUAAUGUGUCAUUUAAUUGAUAAUAUGCAUACAAAAAAGUGAAAUUUUUCAUUAUCAAUUUUUGGUAUAUAUAUUUAUUUACAUACAAUAUGAACUUUAAUUUUACUAAGUUUACAUUUUUUAAGUGUUAUUCUAUUAAUUAUGUAAUUGUAAAUAUUUAUAUAAUAGCAUUAAACAGUAUUCUAUAUGAAAAGUAAAUAAAUAUUAAUAAUGCUUUAGUAAUAUA
This is a messenger RNA of Daktulosphaira vitifoliae (grape phylloxera), 1126 nucleotides long. RefSeq names its product mediator of RNA polymerase II transcription subunit 7 (gene MED7). Gene Ontology annotation, cellular component: mediator complex; core mediator complex. The transcript is spliced from 4 exons. NCBI's taxonomy places the organism in Eukaryota, Metazoa, Arthropoda, Insecta, Hemiptera, Phylloxeridae. Gene Ontology annotation, biological process: regulation of transcription by RNA polymerase II. Gene Ontology annotation, molecular function: transcription coregulator activity. The record is from RefSeq and is a predicted model, not a curated record. The coding region runs from base 268 to 942 and encodes 224 amino acids.